Molecule: messenger RNA, 1377 nt
Organism: Arxiozyma heterogenica
Lineage: Eukaryota; Fungi; Ascomycota; Saccharomycetes; Saccharomycetales; Saccharomycetaceae
Gene: SES1
Product: serine--tRNA ligase SES1
Exons: 1
Coding region: 1-1377 (458 amino acids)
Biological process (GO): seryl-tRNA aminoacylation
Cellular component (GO): cytosol
Molecular function (GO): ATP binding; tRNA binding; serine-tRNA ligase activity
Source: RefSeq, a predicted model, not a curated record
AUGUUAGAUAUCAAUCUUUUUAUUGAAGAAAAGGGUGGUAACCCGGAAUUAAUUAGACAAUCUCAAAAAGCCAGAGGGGACCGUGUUGAAAUUGUCGAUGAAAUCAUUGAAGAUUACAAGAACUGGGUUAAGACUAGAUUUGAAUUAGAUGAAUUAAACAAGUCUUUAAACAAAUUGCAAAAGGAAAUAGGUUUGAAGUUUAAAGCUAAGGAAAAUGCAUCUGCAUUAUUAGCUGAAAAGGAUACUUUAACUGCUAAGAAGAAGGAAUUGACUGAAAAGGAACAAAAGGAAGAUGAGGACUUAAAAAAGAAAGUUUUCUCCGUUGGUAACAUUGUUCACCCAUCUGUUGUAGUAUCUAACGAUGAAGAAAACAAUGAGUUAGUUAGAACAUGGAAACCAGAAGGUUUGGAAGAUGUUGGUCCAGUUGCCUCUGCUACUGGCUCUUCAGCUAGCUUAUCUCACCACGAAAUUUUAUUAAGAUUAGAUGGUUAUGAUCCAGAUCGUGGUGUUAAAAUCUCUGGUCACAGAGGUUACUUCUUAAGAAACUAUGGUGUCUUCUUAAACCAAGCUUUGAUUAACUACGGUUUGAACUUUUUAGCCAAGAAGGGUUAUGUUCCAUUACAAGCUCCAGUUAUGAUGAAUAAGGAAGUCAUGGCCAAGACCGCUCAAUUAUCUCAAUUCGACGAAGAAUUAUACAAGGUUAUUGACGGUGAAGACGAAAAAUACUUAAUUGCCACCUCUGAACAACCAAUCUCUGCUUAUCACAGUGGUGAAUGGUUCGAAAAACCACAAGAACAAUUGCCAAUCAGAUAUGUUGGUUACUCUCAAUGUUUCCGUAGAGAAGCUGGUGCCCAUGGUAAGGAUGCCUGGGGUAUUUUCAGAGUCCAUGCCUUUGAUAAGGUUGAACAAUUCGUAUUAACUGAGCCAGAGAAAUCAUGGGAAGAAUUUGAUUUAAUGAUUGGUAACUCUGAAGAAUUCUAUCAAUCUUUGAAAUUGCCAUACCGUAUUGUUGGUAUCGUCUCUGGCGAAUUAAACAAUGCUGCUGCUAAGAAAUACGAUUUAGAAGCCUGGUUCCCAUUCCAAAAAGAAUAUAAAGAAUUGGUUUCUUGUUCCAACUGUACGGAUUAUCAAUCUAGAAACUUAGAAAUUAGAUGUGGUAUCAAGAAAAUGGGUGACAGAGAAAAGAAAUAUGUUCACUGUUUGAAUUCUACUUUGUCUGCUACUGAAAGAGCCUUAUGCUGCAUUUUAGAAAAUUAUCAAACUGAAGAUGGUUUGGUAGUCCCAGAAGUCUUAAGAAAAUACAUUCCAGGCGAGCCAGAAUUCUUACCUUACGUUAAGGAGUUACCAAAGAACUCAACUUCUAACAAAAAGAAAUAA